AUGAAAACCGUCUUGCAAGUCAUUCUCUUGGCAUCCCAAUCGCGUGCCAGAAACCACCUAGCGGGUCUAAUAUGUCUUUCGCAAGCGCGUGCGCGUGUCGAUUUCGCAGAAGUGGUUACUAAACUUCACGUACGUGACGUGCUCUGUAUUGUACGUCACAGUAUAGCCGAUACUACGUUGAGCGAUUAUGUCGAUAGAAAUCCCGCAACGACUACAGCGCCCACCAGUCAACGUGGUACGGUAAAGAAAUUCAUACAAAUGCUGGAGUUGCGUGCCAAAGCAUUGGGUCGGUGCAUGUUCAACUAUGAUGAAAUCAAGGAUAUGGCCGGACAAGCGGGUAUCGCGUGUGGCGUUAGCAAUUUGGUGGAAAUAGCCAAUUUACAAGGUUAUCUGCUGAAGAAGGGACCAAAUGUGUACGAAGUGAUGAUCGAUUAG
Zeugodacus cucurbitae (melon fly) is the source of this 435-nucleotide messenger RNA. Its product is annotated as DNA replication licensing factor REC-like. The record is from RefSeq and is a predicted model, not a curated record. NCBI's taxonomy places the organism in Eukaryota, Metazoa, Arthropoda, Insecta, Diptera, Tephritidae. Bases 1 to 435 code for a protein of 144 amino acids. The transcript has 2 exons.